UAUCACAAUUCCUUUUUUCUCUAAACUCCUUCUAGCUUCUUCUUCUUCUUGCUCCUCCUAAAAGAGACCCAACACAUCAAAGAUGGUUUUGUGGGUGUUCGGUUAUGGAUCUUUAAUCUGGAACCCGGGUUUUGAUUUUGAUGAGAAGCACAUUGGCUAUAUCAAAGACUACAAACGCGUCUUUGAUCUCGGGUGCAUUGAUCAUAGAGGCACGCCUGAGCAUCCUGCAAGAACUUGCACGUUGGAGCAGUCCACUGGAGCUAUAUGCUGGGGUGCAGCUUAUUGUGUUCGUGGAGGACCCGAGAAGGAGAAGCUAGCGAUGGAGUACUUAGAAGGAAGAGAAAGUGAAUACGACUCAAAAACCCUUGUUGAGUUUUACACGGAAACUGACACUACCAAACCAAUCUUGACUGGAGUUAUAGUAUUCACGUCAACCCCAGACAAAGCGGCAAACAAAUACUACUUGGGCCCAGCUCCUUUGGAGGAGAUGGCGAUGCAAAUCGCCACAGCUUCUGGACCUUGUGGGAACAACCGUGAGUAUCUUUUCAAGCUGGAGAAAGCAAUGCACGACAUAGAGCAUGAGGAUGAGUUUGUGACUGAAUUGGCAAAUGAGGUUAGGAAACAUCUCGACGUAUCAGAGGAAGUUAAGGCAUUGUUGAAGCCUGUGGUAUCUCGUAUAUCCAUCAAACCUCAGUCUCAAGCUCAUGUUUCCACUCGCCAACGAGUCUUUGCAUCAUGAGAGACGAGCUAAGUCAUGGAGCCAACUAACACGUUGAUGAAGGAUUUUUUUACGGAUGUGACUCUUUUGGUUCCACUUUUAUUUGUUUUAUCACGCUUUUAACUUUCAAAAGUUUGAAUUCAGAAACCAGACCUUUAGAUUAUUUUUUUCCGUCAGUGAGCAUUUAUAACACCAUGACAUAUGAUAUUUAGUUGUUGAGAACAACUCUAAUCUUUAGCUCUGGCCGUCACAACGCCCAAUUUCA
This is a messenger RNA of Eruca vesicaria subsp. sativa (arugula), 983 nucleotides long. The record is from the annotation of a GenBank genome assembly. Lineage: Eukaryota; Viridiplantae; Streptophyta; Magnoliopsida; Brassicales; Brassicaceae.